This is a messenger RNA of Brienomyrus brachyistius, 2827 nucleotides long. It is a transcript of the gene pdk3a, whose product is annotated as pyruvate dehydrogenase kinase, isozyme 3a. NCBI's taxonomy places the organism in Eukaryota, Metazoa, Chordata, Actinopteri, Osteoglossiformes, Mormyridae. Gene Ontology annotation, cellular component: mitochondrion. Gene Ontology annotation, biological process: regulation of glucose metabolic process; protein phosphorylation. Bases 672 to 1889 code for a protein of 405 amino acids. The transcript is spliced from 11 exons. Gene Ontology annotation, molecular function: pyruvate dehydrogenase (acetyl-transferring) kinase activity. The record is from RefSeq and is a predicted model, not a curated record.
UUGGAGACCCCUAGUGGUGGGACGGUGCCUCGAUCUCCCAGAUGAUCUUCCUUCUGAGCUUGGGUAACAGUCUGUUUUGCCGGGGUAGAGAUGAAUCGCUUCUUUAACUUUGCAGACGCGACAGUUGCUAUUUUACCUGUGCAACUGUCUCAGUGUCGAGGGGUCUGCUAAAUAGUCCCGCUAGUAUCGUUAUGAAAGCUAUCACGAAGUGGGGGGGACUAGAGACGUAUAUGUUUGAUACACUGUAUAGCUGUAAACGCAGCGCGAAGCGACUUCCGACUCCUGUACCGUUAAACCUGCUUCCCGACCAACAACCCAAUCAUCGCCAUGAGUUCAAUUGAAGGGCAGAACAAGAGGCCAAUAAUAAUGUGGUAGUUCUCUUUUCCUCAUGUUUCAGCCAAUGGGAUUGGAGCUCCUAGUUCCGGAGCAAGUGGUGACGUUGGUGGGCUGCGAGCUCGCGUACGUGCGGGUUAGUGCAGUUAUGUGACAGCGGUGAUCGUGCAGGAAAUAAAUACCGCAUGUUGUAAAUGUGCAAAUUUCCGAAAUCAAUGAAGGUCACCAUAGGAGACUUGGCUCCAGAGGGUCCGGGGAGGGCAUAAACGAUGGGGGAUUCAUUCGUUGAGUGCAUCUGACCGUGUCUUUUUUCGCGUCGUUGUAAUUACACUGCAGUUAUGAGGUUGUUUACAUUUUUGCUAAAGAAAUCCAACGCAAAGAUAGAGUAUUACUCCCGGUUCUCGCCCUCGCCGCUUUCCAUUAAGCAGUUUUUGGAUUUCGGCAGGGACAAUGCGUGCGAGAAGACCUCCUACAUGUUCCUGCGCAAGGAGCUGGCCGUACGGCUGGCCAACACCAUGCGGGAGGUCAACCUACUGCCCGACAAGCUGCUGAGCCAGCCAUCCGUCAAGCUGGUGCAGAAAUGGUACAUACAGAGCUUUGUGGAGUUGCUGGAUUUUGAGGACCGGAGCCCGGAAGAUGCUCGCACCCUGCAGGACUUCCUGGACGUCCUGAUCGAGAUCCGGAACCGGCACAAUGAUGUGGUGCCCACCAUGGCCCAAGGCGUGAUCGAGUACAAGGAGAAGUUCGGCUUCGACCCGUUUAUCAGCACCAACACCCAGUACUUCCUGGACCGUUUCUACACCAGCCGUGUCUCCUUCCGCAUGCUGAUCAACCAGCACACUCUCCUUUUCGGUAAUGACACCAACCCUGCCCACCCUAAACAUAUCGGCAGUAUCGACCCCACCUGUAACGUGGCCGAGGUGGUUACAGAUGCCUAUGAGACAGCCAGGAUGCUGUGUGAGCAGUAUUACAUGGGGGCUCCGGAGCUGAAGGUCGAGGAGUUCAAUGCCAAAGCGCCCAAGAAGCCCAUCCAAGUGGUGUAUGUCCCAUCCCACCUCUUCCACAUGCUCUUUGAGCUCUUUAAGAACUCAAUGAGGGCCACGGUUGAGUUUCAUGAGAGCUCUGCAGAAGGGUUUCCCCCAGUGAAGGCACUUGUCACCCUGGGGAAGGAGGACCUCUCCAUAAAGAUUAGCGACAUGGGUGGUGGAGUGCCCUUGAGGAAGAUCGACCGCCUCUUCAACUACAUGUACUCGACAGCGCCCUCCCCCAGCUUGCAGCCAUCGCGCGCCACACCGCUGGCGGGUUUCGGGUACGGACUCCCCAUCUCCCGGCUCUAUGCGCGGUACUUCCAGGGCGACCUGAAGCUGUACUCCAUGGAGGGCGUGGGCACAGACGCUGUCAUUUAUCUGAAGGCUCUGUCCAGUGAGUCGUUCGAGCGCCUGCCCGUCUUCAACAAGUCAGCCUGGCGGCACUAUCAGACGGGUCCUGAGGCAGACGACUGGAGCAACCCCAGCCGCGAGCCGCGUGACGCCUCCAAGUACAAAGCCAACCGAUAGGCCCCCCCACCCCCGCCUGGAACACAUCACCACUGCAGCUCCCUACAUCUGACUCCAGCCCCCUGCCCCCUCCCUUGUAGGUGUGGCAGCUCCUCUGGCGCUCCUAAAGGGCCCCGUCGUCCGAUAUGGAAGUGGGCCCCCAUUGCUGUAGUUGUGGGGGGGUGGGUAGAGAGUGGGGGCAGAACGCCUUUGCACUGCUUGUGUGUUUUUAUUCUAUUUGUGCUGUCCUGAAAUUCGCAGAUAUGUUGGAAUAGUUUGCACCUUACAAAUGUUUAUACCGUGUCCUUAAAAGAGGUUUAUGUUUAGUAUGUAAUACAAGAUAAAAUGAAAAAAAUGCGCACAUGUAUUUGUGUAAAUAUGGUUUGUAGUAUGAAAGUGAUGGAGGUUCUUGUAAGUGAGGGCACUCUGUCUCGUGCACUGACAUGUGCAACCUGUGUAGUAAUGCUGUCGAUAAUUUAUUUCCUGGUGGAUUCUGGGAAUGGGUGUAUUUCAGGUCAAGGUCAUGUGGUCUCGCCUGUAGUCACUGCUGAUGCCUUUAAACAUGAUGAGUAGUGUUACCGUGGUUACAGCUGCAGCCCAGCAGUGAGUAAACGACCAUCUACCACGAGAUUACCUGGCAGCUUUUUCACAUCGAAAUGCAUGAGUCACAUUCUACAGGAGAGGUUUCAGGAGCGUCUCCGAUCCGUGGUCUGGACUGGUCCCGGCGCUGCUGCAUUUACCUGUCUUUGAUCCAGCUGCACUCUGCCAUUCUGCUGUAAUUGGGCUGUUCUCUGAAUGCACUGUGUAGCCACAGUAAACCGGUGUUUCCCUGAUCUCUUUAGGCUGUGUAGUCGACUUAAAGCUGAAUCAAGCACAUUUAAGCAAAUACUGUGUUUCUUGCUUUUCAUUGUUCGUGGCAAAAUGGAAUAAAAUUUCUAGGAUUCCAUUUUAAUAUUAAA